CUCUCCCUCCCUACUCUCUCUGCGCAGGGAGCAGUAGAUGAUAAAUAUCGUGGGAAGGUUUCCACACCUUCUCAUUGGCUCACAAGACAGAGACCCCUGCAUAUAAAGCGAGAGCGCCUGAUCUAGCAGCCUUGAACCGCUGGCGAGCAUUUUGGAUCACACCAAGGAGAAAAUAGACAUCCUUUUACGCACGGAGCGCGCGGAGAGGUUGCAGACGAGCGCGCGAGGGUUACCUAUUCAUCGAAGGAGAAGAGCCAACAGAGACCUGUUUGGCAUCUGAGUGGACAUGUGGCUCCUGGAGAAGCUCCGCAGCUCCGUGGAGAGCAGUGGGACAAAAUCCCAGCCCCCGCAGACAGUGGAGGCCAUUCCUGUUUCUGUUUACGCCAACGUCCUCACACCAGAAAAGAUCCCUGAUUUCUUUAUCCCGCCCAAACUGAUCUGCUGCCCACCAGAAGACCCUCUAACCCCGGAGCCUCAGCCCUCCUCCAUCCUGCGACCCUCCUCCUCCGACCAUGCCAUCUGCAGCCAGAGCCCCAGAGCUCGCAGCAGCAGGAGACCCUGCAGCCCUGGCCUCUUCUCCCGCCUGGGAGGAGACACCCGAAGUCUGCAGAAGUCAGCCAACCGUCACAUAAUUCAGAUAGAGAGCGCUGAUGAGCCGGGUGCCGGGUCUUCAAACAGGCUCAGAGCUACAGUGAACACGAAUGCAGACCCCCAGUCUCAGACCGCCAUGUCUCUGCCCUACGUCCCCAAAGCUCAGACCUCCUAUGGCUUUUCCACGCUGGUGGAGUCUCCCCAUACCCGCCGCAAGGAGAGCCUGUUCCACAGCGACCCCAGCAGCCCGCUUACCUCGCCCAACUCCCAGAGGCGCUCUCAAGGGGGGACUCUGCUGGCCCCGGCAGACCCCAACCCAUAUCGCUACUUCAGCGGUGGAGAGAGUGACACCUGCUCCUCUGCAGAGUCCUCCCCCUUUAACUCUCCUCUGCUCUCCCGCUCUGCAUCUCUGCUGCGCACCAUUACGCAGGAGACGCAAGCUAAGGUAUCUCGUGCCAAGCGUUCCCUUGCUCGCCACAGUUCCCUCUCCACAGAUGACUGCAGCUCAGCAGACAACAGCCCCAACAUGCAGCGCCGCCGCAUGCGCUGCCCGCCCUCUCCGGCCUUCCGUGGAUGUAAAAGCAGCGGGAUAAGAACCGUUGCCUCUGACCUCCUUCAGCGCGAGCACACCGUCAACCUCCACAAGGGGGGGACACUGAGGUUGAGUACUCACUACGAUAAAGAGUCAGCACGUCUGAGGGUGCGUGUGCUGGCAGCCGAGGCCCUUUACGACAGACAGACAGACCCUAAAAGCAUCAACUGCUGUGUGGCGCUCUACCUGAACCCUGGGAAGCAGCAGAAACAGAGGAGCACCAUCAUCAAGAACAGCAAGAAUCCGGUGUUCAACGAGGACUUUUUUUUCGAUGCGCUGCCUCAGGCGCAGGUAAAGAAUCUGGCCAUGAAGAUAAAGGUGGUGAACAAAGGAACCAGUCUGAGGAGAGACGUGCUGCUGGGAGAGAGGGAGGUGCUGCUCAGCGAGCUGCUCGCAGGCCUCUAGGGAGAAGCUGUCAAGUUGGAAACAAGCAGCAUGAUGGCCCUUUCUUCUCUGGCUACCUUCUAAUCCCACUCCACAGAUCUGAUAAAUACCAGGCAGGUGCUGGCGAAAAGGGAAUUAUAUCUUGCACACUGUGUUUUUUAAAAUCAACCCACAAAAAGGCUGUAGAAAUACUUGACCAAGUUGCAUCAGUAGCUUUUCACAGUCCAGUUCAUCAAAACAACACCACCAAUACUC
This is a messenger RNA of Labrus mixtus (cuckoo wrasse), 1822 nucleotides long. RefSeq names its product C2 calcium-dependent domain-containing protein 4C-like. The coding region runs from base 287 to 1588 and encodes 433 amino acids. The record is from RefSeq and is a predicted model, not a curated record. Lineage: Eukaryota; Metazoa; Chordata; Actinopteri; Labriformes; Labridae. The transcript has 3 exons.